Messenger RNA from Theobroma cacao (cacao), 3017 nucleotides. Lineage: Eukaryota; Viridiplantae; Streptophyta; Magnoliopsida; Malvales; Malvaceae. The record is from RefSeq and is a predicted model, not a curated record.
CUGUUCUUUUCAAACCCCAAUCCCCCAAAAUACCACAGCAAUGGAGGGAGACGUUUUUUCUGAGAUGAUUUUCAGUGAAGGCAGAGAGGUUGAAGUAACCUCUGAUGAAGAAGGGUUUAAAGGGGCUUGGUUCACUGCUACCAUUCUCGAACCCCCAAAGAACAAAACUAAAGACAAGGCCUUGGUUCAAUACAAGAACUUACUCGAUGACGAUAAUCAAAUGCCAUUGACUGAACAUAUCAAACUUUCCUUCAUUAGGCCUUUGCCUCCACAACCCAAAAUCCCUGAUGAUCAGUGUUUCGAAGUAAACGAUGUCGUGGAUGCGUUUUACCUUGAUGGGUGGUGGACUGGCUUUGUUUCUAAAGUUUUUGACUACCCAAAGAGGUAUUCUGUGUCUUUUGCACACCCGCCUGAAGAGAUUGAGUUUUCUUCUUCCAAUUUGAGGCCUCACUGGAAAUGGGUUGAUGGCAAAUGGGUUAAACCCUCCAACUUUCAGGAAGUUUUGAUCUCUUCAGAUUGUCAAGAACUGGUGGAGGUCUCUUGCAACGCCACCAAAGAUGCUGAGGCAACUAUUCAGCUUGAAAGUUCAGAUGCUGUAAAAUGCAGCAACAAAAAGCACAAACGUUCAAGAAAGAAUGAGAUGGGCCUCUCAACUGCAUCUAAAGGAAAAGCAAAGGGUAAGCGUGUAAAGCGGGCAACACCUGAAGGUGAUGCUACACUUUUACAUCCUUCCCAGAAGUUGAAAGAUCGAAGCUUCGCAGAGUUAUUAGUUUUACAAGAAUCUAACAUGAAGGAUUUGCCAAGUGGAACACCAAACAUAGCAGUCAGAGCAGCAACUAUAUUUCCUGAAAAAAAUGUGGGUGGUGAGCAACCUGCUGUCAAAACCUGGAAGACUUAUGUGAGAGAUGAAAUUGAGAUUCAUCUGCAGAAAGAACAUGAUAUGAGCAGAUUUCUGAAAGAAGAUGGUGCAAAAACUGGGAUAAAGAGGAGAGAGCAACCCUGCGUUGUGCUCAAAAUCAAGCAACCUAAAUUAGUGUUUCAGAUGAGCCAAUCUCCAUCUGCUGGACAAAAUGAUGCUGCAGGUGUUCUUGAAGAAAUGUUUUCUAGAGAAUACACAGCCACAGAAGUUGAGUCAUCUGCAAUCUCACAAAUGGAGCGAGCAGUAGAGAGAACAGCCAUAGUUUCUGCAACAGAUUGUCAGAGAAAGGAAGUCGAGGUGACUGAAAAGUCUGGUGGAAUUCUUCAUGAUAAUGAAGAACAACCUCCAUUAAUAUGCUACAAGAAAAAGCAUUCUGGCCUUAGAAAGAUUAAUUCUGUAGUGAUGGAGGAAAACAACACAGGACAUAUUCGUCAUGGUUUUGUGAAUCAAUGGAAUGAUCCAAGGGAGAAAUCACUUGAAAUUAUGGUGCAGUCCCCUUUACUAGCCAUGACAGGCGACAAUGAACUGGAGGAUGAAGGCUUACCUUUUGUGAAGAGCUUACCGAUCUGGAAAGCAGUUCAAUCUAUGGAAAUUUUCCAAGUCAUGCCUCAAAACCCACAUUUUCAUCCAUUAGUUAAAUUGAAAGAAAUACUCCGUGAAGGAGUAGCUGUUGGUCACAUGUUGACCUUUGCAUCCUUGGUGCAGAAAACAUUGAAUUUGACAGUUGCGGAUCCCAGGAACCUUUUUACUAGCAUUUUAGAUGCUCUUCUUGACUUGGAAAUGCUUGGAUUUGAUGUGAAGGCAGUAAGGGAUCGCACAAGUGAGUUGCUGGUCAUGAAAGAUAGAUAUGGACAUCUUCAAGACCAAUCUAAAGAAGUUGAAGUGCAGGUCAAACAGCAUGCUCACGAGUUGACCAAAAUAAAUGAAGAGAUUGAUAUAAACAAGAAGAUGUUGAAAGAACUAGAAGAAAAGCAGGCAAUACUCGUCUCAAUAAGGGAGUCUAAAAUAUCCAAAAUAGCCUCGUUGCAAGUAUGUGCGGAUGUUACUACCGGAGACAUUCAAAGUGUAGAGUUUGAUUUUGAGAAUCUAGCAGCUAGUCCUUGUUACCCAUAUCGUUAGUCCGCUGAGACCAGACUUGCCAAAUGUGAGGUGGGGGGAAUUUCGAUUGUGAAUAUGGAUUUGUAUGGCCAUUGAGCUGCGUCUAUUAGUAUUUCAUGUAAGUAAAUUCUGCUUUUUGAAGAAUCAUAAUAGUUAAGCGUAUUAGCUAGCUAGUACCUAUGUUAGUGUUUUUUUAUUUUGUUUAAUCUUUUGGGAAAGUUCUCCAUUUGUGUUGUAUGACACAUAAGUGUACGCUGGACUUCUGGGACCAAAAAAUUGCACCAAGUUUAACUUCAUCACCAGGGUGGUUACUGGAAAUGAUACCAAAUAUUGGUUGGACAAGAUGUUCAUGUGUAUUAAUGGCCUUUGGGUUGAGCAGCUUGUUUUUUUUUGUAAACAAAGCUUCAGAUGCUGAUCGAACAGAUAACUAAUUAAGAGCAGUAGACUCUGAUGGUGUGGUCAUGGAUGCAAGGGAGGGGAAUGAGGAUUGAUUUCCUGAGGGUCAUGUAACUCCCCCAAAAUUCAACUCAAUAUAUGAGGUAAAGCACAGGCAUAUUUGAGGAAGGUUCCAAACAAGAUUUCUUGGCAAAAUCAGCAACCUCUCUGCCGUUGUUUCUGAAGAUGGUAACCCGAAAGAUUCAGGCAAACAUCUUCUUCCAGCAAAGAAAAUUUCCUCCAGCUGGAGAGUAACCUAGCAUACUCUGGGUGGUUCGCCAUCUUCACUUGCCAUGUUUUAUUGGAAACCUGAAGUUUUACGUUCGUCCUCAUCAACGGACAAAAAAAAAAAAAAAAUUAUAACGUGCAUGAGUUGGAUUUGAAGACAAACGUAGCACAUACGAGAUGUGCACAUAAGAAGGUUGUAUAAUGACUUUGAAGAAUGGAUAAUUGGAGUUGAGUUUUCGCGCACCUUCAAGAAUAGAUCACUGCUUUUCUUCUGAUAUACUCCAAAAAGGGUUGUGGAUGGAGCCCUUUGUUCAGGCAAGUUUGCCUUAUCAGUUUG